Drosophila persimilis is the source of this 2007-nucleotide messenger RNA. It is a transcript of the gene AhcyL2, whose product is annotated as putative adenosylhomocysteinase 2. Gene Ontology annotation, biological process: L-methionine cycle. The transcript has 8 exons. NCBI's taxonomy places the organism in Eukaryota, Metazoa, Arthropoda, Insecta, Diptera, Drosophilidae. Gene Ontology annotation, cellular component: cytosol. The record is from RefSeq and is a predicted model, not a curated record. Bases 418 to 1896 code for a protein of 492 amino acids.
GGUGAGGACGUUUGCGGAGCAAGAUUUCUAUACGACCCAGAUACAUACAUACAUUUGUAUGUAGAAAGAGAGCUCGGUGGUGGUAGUGAAGCGCUCGAGAUCAACAUUGCGAUCUCGUUUGAGAUUCAAACGCUGUGCUGUGCGAUUGAUCAGCGGGUAAACCCGACCUAGUCUGCCGUCUGAUCUCCACUGGAGCUGACGCUAUACCUGGUGAAGUUCUAUUCAUAUGAACGUACAUAUGUACAUACAUCUGUACAUAAAUUAAAGGCAAGGCGAAAACUUGCAGUUGAUUAAAGCCAGUCUCUUGGGGGCAUAGAAUAUCGAAAAAAGAAAACAAACAAAGCCGCAACGUGACACAGAGUCCGAGAAAAGCAAAGAACCUGUUUCGAGUCUGUAUAAAUUUUAGCUGGCUUCGAAAUGACCAUGGUGCCGGAGACAACUUUCGCUGACCUGAGCUUGGCAGAUAAGACGGCAGUUAAGAAGUCGAGCAUUAUAGCUCGACGAUUUUCCGAUGUGUCCACCUGCUCGUUAAGCUCCACUUGUUUUACGGGGAGUUCAGAUGAGGACGAAGUUUCCCCGAAGGACAACAGGCAGCGAAACUCCAGCGGCAGCACCGAUUUUUGUAUAAAGAAUAUUAACAAGAGUUCGUUUGGCCGCAGGGAGAUCGAUAUUGCGGAGUCGGAAAUGCCUGGCAUAAUAAGUCUGCGGAAGCGGGCAUACGAGGAGAAGCCCUUGAAGAAUGCCAAUAUAGUCGGCUGCACACACGUGAAUGCGCAGUCAGCUGUGCUCAUUGAGACUCUAGUCCACCUGGGUGCCUCUGUCCGGUGGGCGGCCUGCAACAUCUAUUCGACACAGAACGCUGUGGCUGCGGCAUUGGCUGAGGCAGGAGUGCCAAUCUUCGCCUGGCGCGGCGAAACCGAAGAGGACUUCUGGUGGUGCCUGGACAAGUGUAUCCACAAGGAGGGCUGGCAGCCAAAUAUGAUCCUGGAUGAUGGCGGGGAUGCCACACACUUGAUGCUCAAGAAGUAUCCGGACUAUUUCAAAUCGAUCAAGGGAAUUGUGGAGGAAAGUGUGACUGGUGUACAUCGGCUGUACAUGCUAUCAAAGGCCGGCAAAUUGACCGUCCCGGCAAUCAAUGUCAACGACUCGGUGACAAAGAACAAGUUUGACACCUUCUACACCUGCCGCGACUCCAUUCUCGACAGUCUGAAGCGCACCACGGAUAUAAUGUUUGGAGGCAAGCAGGUCGUUAUCUGCGGAUACGGGGAUGUUGGCAAGGGCUGUGCACAGUCAUUGAAAGGCCAGGGAUGCAUCGUCUAUGUCACCGAGGUUGAUCCGAUAUGUGCUCUUCAGGCGGCUAUGGACGGGUUCAGGGUGGUGCGGCUCAUUGAAGUUAUUCGGGACGUAGAUGUGGUCAUCACGGCAACGGGCAACAAGAACGUUAUCACCCGGGAUCACAUGAAUCGCAUGAAGAACGGCUGCAUUCUUUGCAACAUGGGCCAUUCUAGUUCCGAGAUUGAUGUGAACAGUUUACACACUCCUGAACUAAUUUGGGAACGAGUGCGUUCCCAAGUAGACCAUAUAAUUUGGCCGGAUAAAAGAAAGAUUAUCCUGUUGGCCGAGGGUCGACUUGUAAACCUCUCCUGCUCAACCGUGUCGUCGUUUGUUGUGUCCGUGGCCUCCUCUACCCAGGCUCUUGCGCUCAUAGAACUUUACUCUUCACCGGGAAGAUACAAGUCGGACGUUUAUUUGCUGCCAAAGAAAAUGGAUGAAUACGUAGCCAGCCUGCACCUGCCUACGUUUGAAGCACACCUGACGGAGCUAUCGGAUGAGCAAGCCAAGUUCAUGGGCUUAAACAAGGCCGGGCCUUUCAAAGCUAACUACUACAGAUAUUGAUCACUUUACUCGCACAUUGCUUCAUUAUUCAUAUAAUUAUUCAGUAUUUUGAUGUUAAUAAAACAAGAAAGCACGGAUGAAGCUUUGCAAGCGGGUCGUUUCUUCAUCCGA